AUGGGCCCUUUCCCUUCUUCGUACGGAAAUAAAUACAUCCUAGUCGAUGUUGACUAUGUGUCAAAGUGGGUUGAAGCGGUAGCUUCCCCAACAAACGACGCAUUCGUAGUUAUUAAGCUUUUCAAAAGCAUUAUCUUCCCGAGAUUCGGAAUACCCCGAAUAGUCAUAAGUGACGGUGGUUCCCAUUUCAGCAACAACGUUUUUGAAGGACUACUCCGUAAGAACGGAGUACACCAUAGAGUUGCUACACCCUGCCACCCGCAGACGAGUGGGCAGACCGACGAGAGGAAAACGAAGAGGAGAUUAGACACCCGCAUCACGGCUCCAGUCCGUGCAAAGAAACUUGGCCGAGAGAGCCCGAGGAUGGACCUAUUCCACUCUUUGACCACUUCGCGGACACGCAAAAAGCGGCAAAGAGCUCGGCAUGGAGAAACCGUGCAAUCGAGGACACCUGGGACGACUAUGACAACAUAUUCUACAGUGAAUGGCUGA
Messenger RNA from Brassica oleracea var. oleracea, 492 nucleotides. RefSeq lists its product as uncharacterized. Gene Ontology annotation, molecular function: nucleic acid binding. Gene Ontology annotation, biological process: DNA integration. Lineage: Eukaryota; Viridiplantae; Streptophyta; Magnoliopsida; Brassicales; Brassicaceae. The record is from RefSeq and is a predicted model, not a curated record. The transcript has 2 exons. The coding region runs from base 1 to 492 and encodes 163 amino acids.